Messenger RNA from Ceraceosorus guamensis, 1932 nucleotides. RefSeq names its product lyase-like protein. The coding region runs from base 438 to 1718 and encodes 426 amino acids. The transcript has 9 exons. The record is from RefSeq and is a predicted model, not a curated record. Gene Ontology annotation, molecular function: transferase activity, transferring alkyl or aryl (other than methyl) groups; pyridoxal phosphate binding. Gene Ontology annotation, biological process: transsulfuration. NCBI's taxonomy places the organism in Eukaryota, Fungi, Basidiomycota, Exobasidiomycetes, Ceraceosorales, Ceraceosoraceae.
CUCGGAUCCACGAAUUGCGUGCUUUUUUUGGGCGCGGUGCGGUGCGGUGCGGUGCAUGUGGUGUGGUGGAGCGAGCGCACGGACGUUCUUACACAGACACAGACACACAUCACACACACACGUACACGCCCUCUGCUCACGACUCGGGACUCACACUCGGACUGACACUCACUGACACUGCCCACGUGCCUGCUGUAGUAGUGCUGCAGAUCUUGGAGUAGAACUUCUCUAUAGCUGAUGCUGGCCGGCCCCCUCGUCAACGUGCCCUCGCGCGGGUGCGGCGGUAUAGCGAGUGCAAGAUCGUGUGAGCGAGCGAGCGAGUCGAUGAACAUCAUCGUUGCGCACGCUCUCCAACCUCUUUGCGCUCCUCCAUCACACUAAUCCCCCGCCCGAGCCGUAUACCAUACUCUUCCAACCUGAGCUCACCCUUUGCAAACAUGGCUUCUCACUUUGACACUCUUCAGCUCCACGCUGGUCAAGAGCCCGAUCCUGCAUCCAACGCCCGUGCUGUGCCCAUUGUUGCUUCUACCUCAUUUGUGUUCAACAACUCUGAGCAUGGAGCCAACUUGUUCGGUCUGCGCGAGUUUGGAAACAUCUACUCGCGUCUUAUGAACCCGACCACUGAUGUGUUUGAGAAGCGCAUUGCAGCCCUCGAGGGCGGUGCUGCUGCUCUUGCCACCUCGUCUGGUCAAAGUGCUCAGGCCAUGGCCGUGCUCGCUUUGGCCCAGGCGGGGGACAACAUCGUCUCCACGUCUUACUUGUACGGAGGAACGUACAACCAGUUCAAGGUCCUCUUUCCUCGCAUGGGCAUCACGACCAAGUUUGUCAAGGGAGACAGCCCAGACGACAUUGCCAAGGCGAUCGACUCCAAGACAAAGGCGGUGUACAUCGAGUCGAUUGGUAACCCGCGCUACAAUGUGCCGGAUUUGGAGGCCAUCGCCAAGAUUGCCCACGAUCACGGCAUUCCCCUCGUCGUGGACAAUACGUUUGGUGCGGGCGGAUACCUCAUCCGUCCCAUCGACCACGGAGCAGACAUUGUCGUGCACUCUGCCACAAAGUGGAUCGGCGGUCACGGAACGACGAUUGCCGGAGUGGUCGUCGACUCUGGCAAGUUCGAUUGGAAAAAGUCUGGACGUUUUCCACAAUUCACCGAGCCUUCGGAGGGCUAUCACGGUCUGAAGUUUUGGGACACGUUUGGAGCGGUCACGUUUGCCAUUUUCCUUCGCGUAGUGAUUCUGCGCGACUUGGGACCUAGCAUCAACCCUUUUGGCUCCUUUUUGCUCCUGCAAGGUCUCGAGACGCUCAGCUUGCGCAUUCAGCGUCAGGCCGACAAUGCCCUCGCCAUUGCUCAAUGGCUCGAGAAGCACCCCAAGGUCGCUUGGGUCUCCUACCCCGGUCUCACCUCUCAUCCGAGUCACCAGCUGGCCAAAAAGUACCUGCCGCGCGGUUUCGGAGGUGUGUUGUCUUUUGGUGUAAAGGGCGACGAUAAGUCCGGCGCGACGUUUGUGGACAACCUCAAGCUUGCCAGCCACUUGGCAAACGUGGGAGACGCAAAGACGCUCGUCAUUGCUCCUGCCGCCACGACUCACCAGCAGCUGACUGACCAGGAACAGCUGGACUCUGGUGUGACCAAGGACCUGAUCAGACUGAGCGUCGGAUAUGAGUUCAUCGACGAUAUCAAGGCUGAUUUGGAGCUUGGCUUCAAGGCUCUUGCUUAGAGGUUGGGUGAAGGACGCUGCUGCUGCUGCUGCUUCUUGUCGGCGCUCGCACGCGGGCGUUCGCGCCUGAUCUAGCCUGACACGGCGUCGCCGCUCCAAAGGACGGACACGGGGAAAUGAUUUCCGGUGGAGGUUUCGGGGAGGGGGUCCCAGACAGAUUUGACGUGUAAUUUUUUGGAAAAAUAAAAUGUAUCGCGGACGUGCGUCGUCAGAA